This is a messenger RNA of Cyprinus carpio (common carp), 4078 nucleotides long. It is a transcript of the gene vgll4a, whose product is annotated as vestigial-like family member 4a. Lineage: Eukaryota; Metazoa; Chordata; Actinopteri; Cypriniformes; Cyprinidae. Gene Ontology annotation, molecular function: transcription coactivator binding. The record is from RefSeq and is a predicted model, not a curated record. Gene Ontology annotation, biological process: negative regulation of DNA-templated transcription.
UGCUGUUACCUUUCAGACGGAGCGGAGAGAAGGCGUUGUCACAUGGUACGUGGCACUGUUUUCAGCGCUAGGCAGAAUGGGCCAAUGGCAGUCGUUUUUGAUGACUACGUAACUAUUUUAAAUAUUUUCUUUGAAAUUGGCGUCACAUUUUUGUGACAGAAAAUGUAAGUGUUAACUCCAAAUAUAGAUAAAUGAACAAGGAUUUGCAAGAAAUAUAAUAAUUAAAUAUUGAGCGUGGGGAAAUUUCAAUCAACAGACUUUUUUUUGUUUUUGUUUUUUUUGCACGCGGAAACACACGAGCUUCUGUCCAGCAGCGUUAGCAUUAUACUCACUUUUUACAAUUGUAACACAACAUCUAGUCAUCCCCUGUUUGACUGCUUUAUUUACCAUUUAUACAAACAAAAGGUCGUGCUUGGCGAGUAUAAAUUGGCGUUUUGGAUUUAAGUCACUAAAGUAAACCUUAGACGGACAGGUUAGCAUCUAACUUGCAGCCCGAGCUAACAGCUAAAUAGCUCAGUAUGCUAAAAACAACGCAAAGUUUUUACAUUUUUAUUUCCACAUCUUAUUAUCAGUUAUUGUUGUAAGGCUGUUUAUGUUUCCCUUUUCUGAAAGACCAUAUUUCAUACUGUUACUCAGCCGAGCUGGAGUAACGUUAACCGAUUAGAUUUCUGCUUUAAAUGUAAAUGUUUGUGUUGAAAUGGAUAUCUUGAUUAAUCAUUUCAUCAACAACAAAAUGAACGAUAACAUCAGCAGACUGCAGUGUAAUAGAUAUGAGGAUGAUUCUGGAGCCUCUAGGGUUCCUGUGCUUAACUCAGGGUGUACACCCUUGAGCCCGACCAAGAGAAAACACCAUGAAAACCCUCUGAAUCAUCAAAAAGACUCUGAUGAAGAACAGAUGAAUAAAAUGAGAUGCUUAUUAGGAUCACAUCUGAGAAAUUCAAAUGGAGACACUGAAAACCAGGAGUUAUGGAAUUAUAGUUAUAGUUACACAUCUCUGAGUGGUCUUCAUAACCAUCAUGUAUUUGCACCUUUCCCAACUUUUGCGGUGGAUCAGCCCCUUGAGAUGACUAAACAAAGCUUGGAUCCUACUAGGAGCAUGCUUCUUACUCCUGGAUCCAGCACAAGUCGCCAGCAGAAUCGUCCAUCGGUAAUUACCUGUGCCCCUGCCAGCAACCGCCCUUGCAGUCUCUCCAGUUGCCACAUGUCCCCAAAUAGCUGCACAUUUGGAUCCUCCAACAAGACCAAAGCAAACACUGUGUGUGACCCCGUGAUUGAAGAGCAUUUCCGCCGCAGUCUGGGGAAGGUCUAUAAGGAGCCUGUGCCUGUCUCUAACUCCGUGUGCAUCACAGGCUCAGUCGAUGACCACUUCACUAAAGCACUGGGGGACGCCUGGUUACAGAUCAAAGGCAAUGGCGGUACAACACCAAAUCAUGAGACUCAAUGAUAAACUAAACCAAAAACAUAAACCCUGUGAGGUUAGCUCACCACAUAAGUGUACUUAAGACCAGACCCUCCAAGACCCAGACCAAAACUAGAUCAAGAUUGCAGUAUACAUUCACAAUUCGGAACAGCAUACUGUCCUUACAAUUUCUGUCAUAUCUUUUCAUGGCAAAAAGAGUAAGUGAAGUAUGCUGUUGUAGUAUAAUGUACAUUGUUUUGAAUUCAGAUAUGGCUGCUUAAGGGAUGCAUGACCAGGUGUGGGUGAUAUGACCAAAACUGGGAGAAUAUUUUGAGUUAAAUAUUUUAUUUUAUUUCAGGAUAAAUUAUAUAUCACAAUAUACGUCAAGCAACAGCUGAUGAUAAGUAAACAGUAAUAAAAAAGGACAAAGAAACAAAACCCAAACAAAUAAAAUAAACACUGUUUUAAGUUUCUCUGGUGGGUCUAGCUAACAAUAGUGUUAAAGAAAUACUACAAAAAUUUUAUAAAAUAAUAUGUUCAAAACUGCAUAGUCUUCACUGUAUGAGUUAAAUAUUGAUUAAUUAUUAAUUCUACAAAAGUUACUCUAAAGUUCACUAACACUAAAGACCUGUAUUUUGACAUAAUUUUGUAUGUAUUUGACCAGUUAGAUAUGCUCCUGAAUUAAGUAUACAUAUGUUGCUUUUCCAUAUUUCACUCCAUCUUGGGGUGCACGCUCCAAAAAAAAUUCUGUUGGACAUUGUUAGUACUAAAUUGAGCUUUUCACAGCUUACUGAUAAAUAACUAUUUUUCAAGAACAUCAUGCUAUUUAUAUUACUCAUAUAAAGUACCGUUAAAAAGAUCUUUAAUGUUUUUUAAAGUUUAUUUUGCUCAUCAAGGCUGCAUUUAUUUGAUAAAAAAUAUUAUAUAUAAUACAGGGCUUAAAGUUAUCCAGCACCAUGCCGGAUCUCCGGUGUGCGGUGUUUGGCUGCGAAAAAAAAAAAGUCAUCCUACAUUUAAAAACACUUAAACGCGAUAUCACAUUCGAGUUCAUGAGUUUGCCUACCAAUGUAUGAGAGGAACACAGCUUUCACUCUCAACCAAACUAACAUCACUAGCCAAUCAGAAGUUUUUGCUCUUAUAAACAAGAGCAUUAGCUGAUGAAUGGGAAAAAAAGCCUGGGUCUCGAGGGCAACACAUUGAAAAAGCUGCCAGUCGCAAUGGUCAAAGAAUUCCAUCUAGUGUCGUAUUUACAUAGAAAAGCUAUUAAAUAAGCAGCGAAGCUUUGUAAACACAUGAUCUCUUAAGGGUUAUUCACCAGUAAAGACUGUAUGUGUGAAAGGGGCUAAACUCUUCCUCUGCAUAUGCGGUGAGUUUGGGUUGCUUAAUUAACCUUAAUCUGGGAAAACUCACUUGAUUUGUAAUGUAAAUCAUUUAAAUGGCAACACAGGAGAAUACAUCCAACAUUUUUCUAAAUAUGCGAUUUAUUGUACAUUGCGAUUUCAAAAUAAAAGUUUCUGAAUUUACAUGUGGCCAAAUAUUAAAAUGAAUUAACCGUUGUUGAAUCGCAUGAAAUAUCACAAGGCCGUUGGCGCCCUCUGCAGGUAUUUGUUAUAAUAUAGGCAUAUUUUAUUGCGUAUUUAAUGGUGUUGUUCAAUAAAACCAUGUACUUGGUUUUGAUACUUUAUUUGAGGCCAAUUAUUAUUGCCUCGUCGUUACUUUAUUUAUAAAUUUAGUUAUAUUAAAGCCUGUUUUUCCCCUUAGUUCUAUUUAUAUUACUUAAAAAUAUCAGAUUACUCACUUGUCUAAAUAAUCAGAUUACUCGAUUAGCAAAAAAAUCAUUAGUUAAGCAUUAGAUUAGUUAAAACGUUUCAAAAUACAACUGCAUUGUUUUACUUUUUGUGAUUAAAAGACAAAUAUUUUGUCAUUUGAUAAUUUCUUAAAGUAUUAAAACAUUGUCUUGUUCUAGUGAACCAAGUAUCUGCAUUUUGUCUCACCUUGUGAGCUUGUGAGGCAAUUUUAUUUGUACCAUUUUGUUUUAUUGGUUUAUUUAAUAGAAUUUGAAAGAUAAUAACAGUAUUGAUUAAUAAGUGAGAUCUGAUUUUAGUCCUUGAAAACCAAAAAAGUAGUGCCAGUCCUUGUAAGUCCUGGAAUUUUAUUUUGCAGUAUUUGUACAUAACCUGUUUAAGUUACCACUUCUUGGACCAUUUUAAUGGUUUUGUUGUUGUUUGAACUGAACUGUAGUCUUUGUAUGUUUCCUAUUUUAUAUUAAUUUCGUAGUAUUUAAUUUACCAUUAUUUCUUUUGAACCAAAAUAAUUCAGAAAUGUCAGGUUUUAGAUUGUAGGUCAUCUUGUACCCUGUCAAGGACAAAGCUAACCAGCAAAACUUGAUAUCAAAAGCAUCCUAAAUUUUACAUGUGUUUGCACCAUAUUGUAGUGAGUAACCUUUCUUGGUAUUGCUGUUUCAAAUAUCUCACCAUUAUCUGUAGUCUGAGUCUGUCAAGGGUUAAUGGCAAUGGCAGAUACGUUACUAGUUAGUUUCGAGGAAAAUCUAUUUCUCUUUUUGUUUGCCAAAUAACCCUGUGUAUGUGUCUGUUAAUAUAAUUUUAAUAAUUUUAAUACCCUGAUAAUAUAAUAAUGGUUUUCUAUUUUAAUAUGCUUUAAAAUAUUAUUUAUUCCUGU